AUGCGUCCAUCUCAGGACCUCCGGCUGGCCGUGCUCCUCCUUUUGUCAGCCUCCGUCCUCCUCCCCACAGCCAGAGCCCAGCAGGAAACCGAGGAGGAGGAGGAGUUCAGCUACUCGCUGGACGCAGAGAAUGGGCCGGCGCACUGGGGCGACAUCAAGGAGGAGUGGUCCGCGUGCGGCAAGGGCAACAUGCAGUCGCCCAUCGACCUCGCCAGCCCGCGCGUCUCCCUCGUGCGCGGCCUCGGCUACCUCAACCACUCCUACGCCCCAGCCAACGCCACCAUCGUCAACCGCGGCCACGACAUCAUGCUCAAGUUCGAGGGCGACGCCGGGAGCGUCUCCAUCGGUGGCACGCCCUACUUCCUCCGGCAGUUGCACUGGCACUCCCCCACGGAGCACAGUGUCAACGGCCGCCGGUACGACAUGGAGCUACACAUGUUCCAUGAGAGCACCGAGGGCAAGGCCGCCGUCAUCGGCAUCUUCUACGAAAUCGGUGCCCACGACGCCUUCCUGCACAAGCUGGAGCCAUACCUGGAAAUGAUAGCGGAUCGGAAGGACAGGGAGGAGAAGAUGGGGAUGAUGGACCCGAGGGGCGCCCGGGGCAAGGCCAGCGUCUACUACCGCUACCUGGGCUCCCUCACCACCCCGCCCUGCUCAGAAGGGGUCAUCUGGACCAUAGUCAAGAGGGUACGUCCCGUUUCAUUCAUUCACCGUCACACAUCACCUUGCAUCAUACACAACUACCAACUAACAACUAUCAGUAAAAUAUUUCAUUUCUGUCCAUCACAUGACACACUACUUGCAACUGUCAAACAAAAGAAUUCGUUUCUGGAACUUAGCAGUUGGCACGGAGCUACCGGUUCGAUCUAUCUACAGAUCCUUUGA
Triticum turgidum subsp. durum (durum wheat) is the source of this 885-nucleotide messenger RNA. The record is from the annotation of a GenBank genome assembly. Lineage: Eukaryota; Viridiplantae; Streptophyta; Magnoliopsida; Poales; Poaceae.